Messenger RNA from Talaromyces stipitatus ATCC 10500, 807 nucleotides. RefSeq lists its product as uncharacterized. The record is from RefSeq and is a predicted model, not a curated record. The coding region runs from base 186 to 533 and encodes 115 amino acids. NCBI's taxonomy places the organism in Eukaryota, Fungi, Ascomycota, Eurotiomycetes, Eurotiales, Trichocomaceae. The transcript has 2 exons. Gene Ontology annotation, cellular component: EKC/KEOPS complex.
CGCUACCCAGACAAAAUCUGGAUACAAUCCAUAAACUAUAGACUGAAUAAUGUGAAUAUCAAAAACAUUUGACUUAAGGUAUGACACCAAUCGGCCGGCGGCCCCGCACCAUUUUAAUCCGGCACGUCAAAACUUCAACUUCUAUCUUCUGACAAAAACGUUCGUCUCACUUGACAUAUAGCAAAAUGGUAUCCUCCUCUCAAAUAGAAAAUGAAUUUCCAUAUUCUCUAGUCAUCUCCAUCCCCCUCCCCACAAACCGCCUCGCCUCAGCCGCCCUUCAAGCCAUUCAAGUCGACAAAGAACUCUCCCCCUUUGUCCGGCGAAGUUUCGCGCUUAAAGCCCCUAAUGCGAGCGAUGAGACUAACCGAGACGAAGGUGACGAGAACAAGACGGUGCUGGAGACUACCUACCGAGCGACUACGAAUCGUAUGUUGCGGGUCUCUGUGAAUGGGUUCAUGGAGACGUUGGGCGUUGUUUUGGGGGUUAUUGAGGAGCUAGAUGUUGAUGUGCUGAAAGAGGAGUUGGGAAAAUAAUGCGAAGGGAGGAGGAAUAAGAGGGAUUCUACUGGAAGAAGUCGUAUGGGAUACUUAGCUACAUGAAGCGGAUACGGCCAUACUAGCUCGUCUACCCGACAUGGUGUCUCCUCAUCUCAGCAAGCGAACUACUUGGUUAUGGCCAGUCAUCGGCCGGAUAACGUACCACUCUGGCGAAGAAGAGGACGGAACAGGGUCAUCGAGAGAUACACACGGACUGAUCGGCCCAAAUGGAGAUAUGGCCGCUGACUCAUUGGAUUGAAACCUCCAAUUG